AUGUGGAGGAUAUCAACUCGAAGUUGCUGCAGGGUGCAGCCCACAUGCACAGCAUGGAGUCGUAUUCGCGCAUGGAAUCGUUCAAGUCAAGCUCAGUCAUUCAUUCAUCCUACCUUCAAACCAUCCUUAAAAAUUGAUCCUCAGAGGAGGUGGUCGUCAUUUCUCCAGGAUGAGAAAGCGACAACUAUUUAUGCGCUUUCAACGGCCCCUGGUAGAGCUGCGAUAGCCAUAAUUAGAAUUUCAGGGUCAGACUGUAUUCCAAUAUACAAAGCUCUCUGCCCUGGUCGAAAACUUCCAAAGCCCCGUUUUGCAGCUCUCCGUACGAUAUAUGAACCCGGUAAACCAACAUCGGGUGAUAAUAUUUUAGACUCUGGCGCACUCGUGUUCCACUUCCCAGGUCCCAACACAGUCACAGGAGAGGAUGUUCUCGAAUUGCAUGUCCAUGGCAGCCCGGCAGUGAUAAGGUCUAUCCUCAAUGCGAUUCCGAAAUGUGCAGGCACAGAUGGGGCGCCGUCAUCGUCCAUUCGUUAUGCAGAACCAGGAGAAUUUACCCGCAGAGCGUUCCUUAAUGAUCGCCUCGACUUACCUCAGAUUGAGGCACUUGGUAAUACAUUAGCUGCGGAUACGGAACAGCAGCGCCGACUUGCCAUUAGGGGUACAAAUGAUGCUUUAUCUACGCGCUAUGAACAAUGGAGACAACAGCUUCUGUAUGCUCGAGGAGAGCUAGAAGCUCUGAUAGACUUUUCCGAAGACCAACAUUUCGAUGAAUCCGUGGACGAUUUUAUAUUCUCAGUCACCAAACAGGUUCACAACCUACUACACCAAAUUAACCUGCAUAUUCAAAAUGCGGCGAAGGGUGAGCUUUUGAGGAGCGGCAUUAAGGUUGCCCUCCUAGGCGCACCAAAUGCCGGGAAGAGUUCACUACUGAAUCAGGUUGUUGGACGGGAGGCUGCCAUCGUGAGCAGUGAGGAAGGAACCACGAGAGAUAUUGUCGAUGUGGGGGUAGAUCUUGGGGGUUGGCUGUGUAAAUUUGGCGAUAUGGCAGGGCUACGAUCCGAGCUGUCAAAAAGCCAUAUCGUGGCCCAGGGGCAAACGGUUUCGACAAUCGGUAAGGUCGAGGAAGAGGGGAUUCGCCGUGCCAAAGCUCGAGCUCUUGAAUCAGACGUGGUUGUGGUAGUUCUCUCGGUUGAAGGAUCGAGAGAACAAGAAUUGAGUUUAGAGCCAGAGGUUGCUAGCGCUGUCCACAGCUGUCUCAACCUUGACAAAAGGGUCAUAGUGGCGAUUAACAAGACGGAUAGGCUCUCCGUGGUACCGGGAGAUCAUGUCUUGUCUAGCUAUAAGGGUCAGGUGUCUACCAUUUUCAAGGGCCUGAACCCAGAUCUGAUAUUCCCAAUAUCUUGUCAGGAGGCUCAAAACCCCACCGGACGGGAUCCCGGCGGAAUCCAGGCAUUACUCAAAGGCCUAAUUCGAACGUUUGAAGAGAUAUCUACGCCUGUCGGCCUACACGCAGACGGAAAUCAGACAGAUCAACAAUUUGAUAGAUCCUAUUGGGAAGAUUCAUUAGGGGUAACGCAUCGACAAAGCUUUAAUCUACAGAAUUGUGCCCAGCACCUAAACGACUUUCUAUCCCAAGCCAACCAAGGCCCCAUAACGCCCGAUAAUGCCGUUGAUAAUAUUAAAAACAACAUGAUAGUAAAACAAGUGGAGAAAGACAUCGACAUCGUGACGGCCGCCGAACACCUGCGGUUUGCAGCCGAAUCCCUUGCGAAGAUCACCGGCCGUGGUGAAGGUGGAGAUGUCGAGAGUGUGUUGGGAGUGGUGUUUGAAAAGCAGGUUCCCAUUCUUAUCGUCUCGUGUCAUGCAAAAUAA
This is a messenger RNA of Microsporum canis CBS 113480, 1869 nucleotides long. RefSeq names its product tRNA modification GTPase GTPBP3. Bases 1 to 1869 code for a protein of 622 amino acids. The record is from RefSeq and is a predicted model, not a curated record. Gene Ontology annotation, biological process: tRNA methylation; tRNA wobble uridine modification. NCBI's taxonomy places the organism in Eukaryota, Fungi, Ascomycota, Eurotiomycetes, Onygenales, Arthrodermataceae. The transcript has 2 exons. Gene Ontology annotation, molecular function: GTPase activity; protein binding; GTP binding. Gene Ontology annotation, cellular component: mitochondrion; cytoplasm.